CACGGCUUAGAAAUGGAAUAAUAUCUGACAGAACAGGAACUCCGAGUUGCAUUACAAAGAUAUAGUUUUACAAUGCAAGGCAGUGGAGGAUGGGGAGAAGAACCCAUGAAAACAACAGGAGUAAAUGAUUGUCUUUGUUCAAACUAUGGAGCCUCUGUUAUUAUUUAUAACCUUCAUAAAUUAGAGCCUGUGUGUGCAUCUCUGCCUCUUUAUCGCCCUCCUGUCUAAGAAAGGCCAACACUACUGUAUGUGCUGAAGUGUUGGCAGGACACAUUUCACUUUGCACUCUGUACUUUGUUUACUUUGAUCAUUAGAGUAAGAGUUUAUUUAAGUUAACAAGUCAUCUGUCAGACCCUCUCAGAUCAUAUGUAGCAUUUGUCUCCGCAGAAGAACACAGGAUCCGUAAUCAUUCUUACUGUUGGCGUCAACCUGUUUCCCCCUCACCCUCAGAUUGUCAUGGUAACGUGUGUCUCAGGUCUGCAGGCAGAUGUGGAGUUGAUGAAGGCUUCGGCAGAGAGACACAAAGAACUUCUGGUUGAGAAAGAGAGGGAGUUAGUGAGGAGGGUGCAGGCUGCCCGUGAGGAGGAGCUCCGGAAAACUGCCAUCCUGCACGAGGAGAAGUUGGAGGUGGAGAGCCGUCUUGCAGCUCUGGAGCAGCAGAGGGCGCUGCAGGCUGCUGCAGAGCACGGCCAGCAGGAGGAGUGCGAGCAGCGGCUCCGGAGCUGCCAACAGGCCGAGGAGUCUGUCCGCAGAGAGCUGCUCUCCCUCAGAGGCAAGCUCCAGCUGCAGAGCGUCCAGCAGGAGGAACUGGAGAGGCAGAGAGCAGAGACGGCUGACCUGCAGCAGCAGAACCAGGAACUAGGUGUUCAGCUUGGCACGCUGUCGCACUCUGAGAGCGAGCUGCUGGAGGCAAACCAGCGCCUGAGAGAAACCCUGGAGCGCCUGAGGGAGGACGUGAGGGGGGCUCGGGCUCAGGCUGAGAGGAGCCAGCAGGAGGCAGAGAGGCUGGUGGAGGAGCGCCGGGUGGAGUGGUUGGAGGAGAAACACAAACUGCAGGAGCGAGACGCUGAGCUGCAGCACAAAUACUCUCAGGUGAAGGAGAAGCUGCAGAGGGCGGCGGCGGCACAGAAGAAGGUACCACUGCUGUGACACUCUUCUCAUUUAACAUUCACACUCAGAGAACAGCUCAGGGUGAGGGAGUCAGGG
This is a messenger RNA of Notothenia coriiceps (black rockcod), 1206 nucleotides long. Its product is annotated as centrosomal protein of 83 kDa-like. The coding region runs from base 457 to 1149 and encodes 230 amino acids. Gene Ontology annotation, cellular component: centriole; Golgi apparatus; ciliary transition fiber. NCBI's taxonomy places the organism in Eukaryota, Metazoa, Chordata, Actinopteri, Perciformes, Nototheniidae. Gene Ontology annotation, biological process: establishment of centrosome localization; cilium assembly. The transcript is spliced from 5 exons. The record is from RefSeq and is a predicted model, not a curated record.